Molecule: messenger RNA, 3663 nt
Organism: Neoarius graeffei (lesser salmon catfish)
Lineage: Eukaryota; Metazoa; Chordata; Actinopteri; Siluriformes; Ariidae
Gene: itgbl1
Product: integrin, beta-like 1
Biological process (GO): cell-matrix adhesion; cell migration; integrin-mediated signaling pathway
Cellular component (GO): cell surface; integrin complex; focal adhesion
Molecular function (GO): integrin binding
Source: RefSeq, a predicted model, not a curated record
UCAAAGGCACUUGCAUGGAGAUUGCUAUUGGCCUCCGAAGAGUUGGAGCCGGAUUUGGCCAGCCCGCUCUCCCUCUGCUUGGGAAAGUGAGAAUUCCUGAAGGCAUUUUACUUCAGAUUUUUUUUUGUGGGGAUCUAAACAUGAAUGCAGAGGCUCUGGUGAACUCCGUCUUAGUUUCUUUACUUCUGAUUUUACUCUCAGUCAUUGAAGUAAGUUUACUGCAAUCACUGGGACAGGUGGGUGGAAAAUGUAAACUCUCCACCAAUGCCUCGCAGAGACGAUGCCGGACCUCCGAUGACCUGAUCUGCAGCGGGAGGGGAGAGUGUGUGUGUGGGGCCUGUAUUUGCCAAGUCACUGAGCCAGGGAUGUAUUAUGGGCCACGGUGUGAAUGUCAUGACUGGGUCUGUGCAACAUAUGAUGGGAAGACCUGUGGUGGUCAUGGAACAUGUGACUGUGGUAAGUGCAUAUGUGAUGAUGACUGGUUUGGAGAAGCCUGUCAGUACCAGGAAAACUGCAACCUCUCUAAACGAAAAAGCAAAGACCUGUGCCGCAACGCUCAGGGAGUGGUGUGCUCCAAUGCAGGAACAUGUCACUGCGGCAGCUGCAUUUGCCGCAAUCCCGAUGGCAAAGGUCUCAUCAGUGGCCGCUACUGUGAGUGUGACGACAGCCAGUGCCUAGACGAGGAUUCAGGGGAGGUUUGUGGAGGCCAUGGAAUGUGUUACUGUGGAAACUGUUACUGCUCGGCUGGUUGGCAUGGAGAUAAAUGUGAAUUCCAGUGUGCCAUCAGCCCAUGGGAAAGCAAGCGGAGAUGCAUGUCUCCAGAUGGCAAGAUCUGCAGUAACCGAGGGACCUGUGUAUGUGGAGAAUGUACCUGCUAUGAUGUUGAUCCAUCAGGGGACUGGGGUGACAUCCAUGGAGACACAUGCGAGUGUGAUGAGAGGAGCUGCCAUGCUACAUAUGACAGAUACUCAGACAGGUUCUGCUCUGGCCACGGACAAUGUCACUGCGGUAGGUGUGACUGCCAAGAGGGCUGGACAGGCAAGAAAUGUGAGCAUCCUGUGUCCUGUUCACUCUCUGUGGAAGCCAGUCAGAAGAAGUGCAGAGGGACCUCCAACCUGCCCUGUCACGGCAGAGGCCAGUGUGCCUGUGGACAGUGCACGUGCCAUCCACCAGGAGACAGCCGUGUUCAUGGCAGAAACUGCGAGUGUGAUGACCGGCAGUGUGAGGAUGUGAACAAAGACAUCUGUGGUGGGCAUGGCUUUUGCUCCUGUGGCCGCUGUAUUUGUAGUGAUGGAUGGUUUGGAAAGCAUUGCCAGUUCCCCCGUAGUUGCAACAUGACUGACGAACAGAGCAAGAGCUUGUGUGAGACAGCCUACAGCGUCAUGUGUUCCGGAAAAGGCUCUUGCCACUGCGGGAGGUGCAUCUGUUCACCACAGGAGUGGUACAUUUCAGGCGAUUUCUGUGAAUGUGAUGACAGGGAGUGUGACCAGCAUGAGGGCUUGAUCUGUACAGGAAAUGGCAUGUGCAACUGCGGGACCUGUGAGUGCUGGGACGGCUGGUCAGGGAACGCCUGUGAAAUCUGGGUGGGAGAAGAGUACUAACAUUUCCUAAAGACUGUUUCUUUAUCAGAAAAGAGCUGCUCAACAGGAUCCAGUGUCAGUUGGGAACACAAGCAGUCUGAACCUUCUUCACGUAUAUAACAGUAUUCAUUGUACUGGUUACAAAUCUCCUUUAUUAAAACAAGGUUUUCCUUUUUUAAUGCAAGUCAAACAAAUAUAAGCAAGAGACAUCGGUUUGAAGACAUGUUACCUUGUACUUCUUUUGCUUCUAUUCCAACUAUAUGUUACGAAAUGUAUUUUUUUUUUAAUAGGAAUGAAUGCAUACACACUUUCACUAGCGCCACACAGGAGGAUGCAGGUACAUGGGCAGGAUCCAAACAGUGUGUUUUAUUCCUGAUGUGAUUAUUUGUCAGAUCAUUGUCUGAGUAUAUAUGAGCUUGUACAGUUUUGCCUCAAUCAAAAGGGCUUAAUGGAUGAAAACAAGGUUAACCCUGCACUCAGGUGAGUGAUAUUACAAUUACACCAUUAAAUGUGCUUCAGAUAUUCUGUAUUACUCAAGAGAACAUGGUAACACUUCAGUAUAAGAGAUUAUAUCCUGUAUUUGAUAUUAAUUCAUGGUAGAGGUUUUAAGGAGACGCUGGUAACAUCGACAGAAAGGGGAUGUCUACAGUUGGAUGCAGACUUAGCGAAGUAUUUCCAAGGAUCACACUGAGCAAAAACUCAUGUUUUUAAACAUGAAGCAUCACCGCAGAUUCUCUGCUGCAGCCAAUCACAUGCAUUUAUGUAAAUUACUAACCUUAAGGUAACUGGGGGGGGGGGUCUAGUUUUUCAUCCACCCUCUCUGGAGUGACGUGAUGAUGUGGCUUGUUAAAAAAUAAACUUGACGACAAAAACAAUGUUUAAAGACAACUGCAUGGAGACAUCCAGUGUAUAUUUAUCCUCCACUUCAGGUUCAAAUCUUAUCAGUCCAUGGCACUAAUCAAAGUUAUAACAUGAAGCAAAACAUUUCAAACUAUUUCAAAUUGAUCCAUCUUAUUUAUAUUCAUGACCUAAUCGCUAAUCAUUGUUUAAGCAUUAAAGGAGAACUGAAGUCAUUUUUAAAUUUGCUUUAUUUCUUAAUUAACGUGUUAUUCAAUUAUGUUUUCGGUUUUAGUAACCUUAUAUCGUGACUCGUAUUGGCAACUAAUUGCAAUUAAAUAUUAUACUUAUCGGCCUAUUCGGUUUUUAGCCAUGUUGAAUUUAGUUCGUUUGGUCCACGGCAGGCGUCGCUUAUCCGCGCCUUCACGAGACUUGUGCGAGACUUCGAAACGUGAAGUGUCAGCGCCACCAUUUUGUAAACUGUUUUCCAAACGAAAUGUUGCACAAAAACGAGUUUAAAUGACGACUACUGCCUACUUUUUUCAAACUUUCCUGAUUGCUAUCAAAACAAACAAAACUUCCGGCUUGAUUACGUCAGCAUUCGAAAGAGGGCGUGCGUGUCUUUUGACGACAUUGGCAGAUGUUGUCACUUUGAUUUCCGCUGUACAUUUUGCUUCCGUCCUACGAAGUCUCGCACGGGUCUCAACAAAUCUUGUUUACGGCCAUUAACUUGACAUAUGGACUGAUAUAUUACAGAGCAUAUUUCAGACACUAAUAACUUGCUAUAGCAGCGACAAAAUAGCUAUCAAAAAUGCAUUCCUACAUUUUAUAAAAUGAGAUAAACAGAAUUUUGAUAAUAAAAAAUUUGCCUUCAGUUCUCCUUUAAAAUAUAACCGUUGUCACCAUGCAUGUCACCAUGUUAGUUGGUUAUCAACCUUAUUAAGCAAAAAAUAUUUAUGUAGCUGGACCUUUAGCAAUUUUAAUUGAAUACCUCUGAUCUACAGUAUAAGGUAAAUUAUAUACAUAUAAGAACAUUAAAUGAAGCACUAAUAAGGUGUUCUGGUUGCCAAAUAACUUCUGUAUUCACUUCUUACAUAGUCAGCUAUAAUUUAAUGUGUAAUAUGUUUCCCCAUAUACUGAAGUGUUACAGAAAACCUGGAAAACAAGUUACUGUGAAAUGUUGCUAUGAGAAUAAGAAUGAAAACAGCAUGUUUGUAAUUGUAUAAAGCUCUCCAAUAAACCACUU